UUGGCUACACCGGCGGAGGCGCCUCUCCCAUUGGCCGGGCGCGCCGUCCGUCCGGUCCGUGCCGCGCGCCGCCGCCGCCAUGGUGCGGUUCAAGAACAGGUACGUGCUCUGCGAGGUGGUCUCGGAGGACCCGCGGUGCCGGCAGUGCAUCGAGGACCGCGCGCUGGGCCUCGCCGUCAGAGACGCCAUCGCACGGGUGCACGGGGACUACGGCCUGGCGUGCUGCUCCAUCUCCUUCACAGUGAAGUACCUGAACGCCUACACCGGGACGGUGCUGCUGCGGUGCCGCAAGGACUCGUACCGGCUGCUCUGCUCCGCGCUGCCCUUCGUGCGCUACCUGGAGAGCCGCGCCCAGCGCUACCCCUGCUUCCUCAACACCCUGCACGUCGGAGGUACCAUAAGAACAUGUCAGAAAUUUCUGAUUCACUAUAACAGAACACAGCUGCUGAGGUUGUUGCAAAACUGUACAAAUGAAGAAGAAAGACAAUGUAUACAGAAGUCCUUGUUGAGCUGUUCCCUUACAGAAGAGCAGUCUCAAAGUGGAGAUGAGGAGGAAGAUGAUGGCACAGAGACAGACUGAACGUCACUUGUUACUGUUCACCUCCAUUCCAUAUUCAUUUAAGCAAGAUGUGAUUGGUUAUCUUCAGUGUUAAGCAGUGCAGGGGACAGGAAAAGCAUUUGUUCAUAUUUAGACUUCAUUCCCCAUUCCAGAUGUUCUUAAACAAUUUUUUUAAAAAUAAAACCUGAUUUCACUUAA
This is a messenger RNA of Poecile atricapillus (Black-capped chickadee), 757 nucleotides long. RefSeq names its product POP5 homolog, ribonuclease P/MRP subunit (gene POP5). Gene Ontology annotation, molecular function: ribonuclease P RNA binding. The transcript is spliced from 5 exons. The record is from RefSeq and is a predicted model, not a curated record. Gene Ontology annotation, biological process: tRNA 5'-leader removal. Bases 80 to 580 code for a protein of 166 amino acids. Gene Ontology annotation, cellular component: ribonuclease P complex. Lineage: Eukaryota; Metazoa; Chordata; Aves; Passeriformes; Paridae.